UCCCUAUCGCAAUAAUGACCUUGCCAAAUGUGCGCUCGGGCUUUCCGUAGCCGCAGCUCUCAUCAGCUGUCACCAGACGAGCAUUUCAUUUUAAGAUGUAGAUAUUUGUUUGUUGUUUUAAUAUUAAAUGAAUAUAAUGUCGUCGAAAGGAACGUCGCGAGGUUUUUACUUCAAUACUGUGCUGUCUCUCGCGCGCUCUCUGGCUGCUCAUCGACCCGCUCCGAUUGACAAGGUCCAGAAGCUACAAUGCAUGUGUCCCGUGGACAUCCGUGGUGUUUUCCAGCUGGAUGAGCGGAGGAGAGAUGCUGUGAUCGCCCUCGGUAUCUUCCUGGUGGAGUCUGAGCUGCAGCACAAGGACGCUAUUGUCCCGUAUUUGUUGGUUUUGCUGAAAGGGUUGCCCAGGGUGCAAUGGAUCGAGGAGAGCUCAGAGAGGAAAGGACGAGAAACGCUCCCUAUUGCGGAGAAUUUCUCCUUCAGUUUGGUGACGAUGCUCUCAGAUGUUGCCCAGAUGGACGAGUCCAUGCGAAUCCAGAUUUUAGAGGCUGUGAUGAACCUCAUGCAGGUGCUACAGGAAAUGUGUCAGAACAUCGAAGGCCAAGAUAAAGAAUACCUGUGUAAAUACACUGUGCCCUGUCUGCUCGGCGUGGUGCGAGCGUUUGGCCGCUACAGCAACACAGAGGAGCCGCUGCUGUCGAAACUCUUUCCACGGAUCAGCCCUCAGCUCCUAGGCACAGGAGAGGGGACGGAGGUGACCCGACGACGAUCCUUUAAUGAUUUCCGCUCCAUCCUACCCAGCUCGUUCCUCACCGUCUGCCAGAGCGACUCUUUACGCCGUAAAACCAGCAGUGUUUCCAGCAUCUCACAACAGGCCAGUCCAGAGCGUGCCGGACUUCCUCCGAAUUCCCCUUCUGACCCUUCUGCUCCUUAUUUUGAAGCCGGCUCGUACCUGCCCGACGGCAGCGCUGUGGACCCAGACUACUAUUUCUCCAAUAUAAGCUCUAGUUUCUCUGUCUCGCCGCUCUUCACGGGCAGCAACAGUAAAGAGUUUGAUGUACCACUGGAUUUACUGAGGCAGCUUCUGCAAAUGGUUGAGCAGUUUGUGUCAGAAUCCUUUAUGAAGACACUGGAUCAGACUCUGUUUGCAGUUCUAGAGGUCAAUACAGGAGCUAAUCUCUUCUACAAGACGUUCAGUGAUCCGCUGUAUGUGGCUAUUUUUAAAAUGCUGAGGGACACUUUAUACUACAUGAAAGACCUGCAGGUGUCGUACGUGAAGGAGGUUCAUGACUUUGUUCUGGAGCAGUUCAGCAGCAGUCAGUCGGAGCUGCAGAGGAUCCUGCAUGACGUGGAGUAUCUGCACAGCGAGCUGAACCCGCUCAAACUGCGCUGCCAGGCCAACGCCGCCUGCGUGGACCUCAUGGUUUGGGCCGUCACGGAGGAACAGGGUGCGGAGAACCUUUGCACCAAACUGUCUGAGAAGCUACAGUCUAAGACAUCUAGUAAAGUCAUCAUCGCUCACAUGCCUCUGCUCAUCUGCUGCUUACAGGGUCUCGGACGGUUGUGUGAGCGUUUCCCUGUGGUGGCGCACUCAGUCACCAUGUCUCUAAGAGAUUUCUUGGUUGUACCUUCACCUGUAUUGGUGAAGCUCUACAAAUAUCACAGCCAGUACACCACAGGAACAGGUGAGAUCAAGAUCCAUGUGACCAAUGAGCAUUCCCAGUCCACCUUCAGUUCUCACGCCAGUAAGAAGAGCCAGCCAUCCAUGUACGAGCAGCUCCGAGACAUCUCCAUCGACAAUAUAUGCAGGUGUUUAAAAGCAGGGUUGACCAUGGACUCAGUCAUCGUUGAGGCUUUCCUUGCCAGUCUUUCCAACCGUCUGUACAUCUCGCAGGAAAAUGACAAGGACGCCCACCUCAUCCCAGAUCACAAUCGAGCAUUAGGACACAUUGCCGUGGCUCUGAGAGACACUCCCCGUGUGAUGGAGCCCAUCCUACAGAUCCUACAGCAGAAGUUCUGCCAGCCGCCGUCCCAGCUGGACGUCCUCAUCAUAGAUCAGCUGGGCUGUAUGGUCAUCACAGGAAAUCAAUACAUUUAUCAGGAAGUUUGGAACUUGUUCCAGCAGAUAAGUGUGAAGGCCAGCUCGAUGGUUUACUCCACCAAAGACUACAAGGAUCAUGGAUACAGGCACUGUUCUCUGGCCGUGAUCAACGCUCUGGCCAACAUCGCGGCGAACCUGCAGACAGAGCAGAUGGUCGACGAGCUGCUGGUGAAUCUGCUGGAGUUGUUUGUGCAGCUGGGACUGGAGGGGAAACGAGCCAGUGAAAGAGCCAGUGAGAAGGGCCCGGCCCUCAAGGCAUCCAGCAGCGCUGGUAAUUUAGGCGUUCUCAUUCCUGUCAUUGCUGUGCUGACCAAACGUUUGCCGCCCAUAAAAGAGGCCAAACCGAGACUGCAAAAGCUGUUCAGAGAUUUCUGGCUGUAUUCUGUUGUGAUGGGCUUCGCUGUGGAGGGCUCAGGUUUGUGGCCGGAGGAGUGGUAUGAGGGAGUGUGUGAGAUCGCAACCAAAUCCCCCCUGCUGACAUUCCCAAGCGGAGAACCGCUGCGCUCAGAGCUGCAGUAUAACUCUGCCCUGAAGAACGAUACGGUCACUCCGGCCGAGCUGAAUGAUUUGAGGGGCACCAUCAUUAACCUGCUGGAUCCUCCUCCUGAGGUCGCUGCGCUCAUCAAUAAACUGGACUUUGCCAUGUCCACCUACCUGCUGUCCGUCUACCGACUGGAAUACAUGAGGGUGUUACGCUCGCUGGAUUCUGACCGUUUCCAAGUGAUGUUUCGUUAUUUUGAAGACAGAGCUAUCCAGAAGGAUAAAUCAGGAAUGAUGCAGUGUGUCAUCGCAGUGGGUGACAAGGUCUUUGAUGUCUUUCUUCAGAUGAUGGCUGACAAGGAAAAGACCAAAGCCCAUGAGGAGGAGUUAGAAAGUCAUGCUCAGUUCCUGUUGGUCAACUUCAACCACAUUCACAAGAGAAUCCGAAGAGUGGCUGACAAAUAUCUGUCAGGACUCGCUGAGACUUUUCCACACUUGUUGUGGAGCGGUCGUGUCCUGAGGACCAUGCUGGAUAUAUUACAGACCCUGUCUCUUUCACUCAGCGCUGACAUCCACAAAGACCAGCCGUAUUAUGACAUACCGGACACCCCGUAUCGCAUCACAGUGCCGGAUACAUAUGAGGCCAGAGAGAGCAUAGUGAAAGACUUCGCUGCCCGCUGUGGAGAAAUCCUUAAAGAGGCCAUGAAAUGGGCACCAUCGGUCACCAAAUCUCACCUACAGGAAUACCUGAAUAAACAUCAGAACUGGGUGUCGGGUCUGUCUCAGCACACGGGUCUGGCUAUGGCCACUGAGAGCAUCCUGCACUUUGCCGGAUACAAUCGCCAGAGCACCAGUCUGGGUACCACUCAGCUCACAGAGAGACCAACAUGUGUGAAGAAAGACUACUCCAACUUCAUGGCCUCACUCAACCUUAGAAACCGCUAUGCUGGAGAGGUGGCAGGGAUGAUCCAUUUCUCAGAGGCCACGAGGAGCACGUCGGAUCUGAAUAAGCUGAUGAUGCGUCAGAUGAAUGAAGCUUUGGACGGAGGCCAGCCAGAAGCCUUCACUGAAGCCAUGUUCAAAAUGGCUGCGCUGUUGAUCAGCUCCAAAGAAUGGGACCCUCAGCUACUGCAUCAACUGUGCUGGUCUCCAUUAAAGAUGUUUACCGAGAAUGGCAUGGAAACGGCUAUAGCCUGCUGGGAAUGGCUCCUGGCUGGAAGGACAGGUGUUGAAGUCCCGUUCAUGCGGGAGAUGGCUGGCGCGUGGCAGAUGACCGUCGAGCUGAAGAUGGGGCUGUUCUCCGACGCCCAGGUGGAGGCGGAUCCUCUGGCGGCCUCAGAGGAAAGUCAACCCAUCCCCUGCCCGCCUGACGUCACGCCCCACUACAUCUGGAUUGAGUUUCUGGUCCAGCGUUUUGAGAUCGCCAAAUACAGCAGUGCGGAUCAGGUGGAAAUUUUCGGCAGUCUUUUGCAGAGGUCUCUCUCUCUCAAUGUUGGUGGCCCAAAAAGCAGCCUGAACCGCCAUGUGGCGGCCAUUGGACCUCGCUUCAGGUUGUUGACACUCGGUCUUGCCCUCCUGCAUUCUGACGUAGUGACCAACUCCACCAUCCGUAAUGUCCUGCGGGAAAAGAUUUACUCCACCGCCUUUGAUUAUUUCAGCGUCUCAUCGAAGUUCCCCACACAGGGAGACAAACGUCUGCGCGAGGACAUCAGCAUAAUGAUCCGCUUCUACGCCAACAUCCUCUCCGAUAAGAAGUACCUAGCUGCUAGCCAGCUCGUGCCACCUGACAACCAGGAUCCGUCCCUGAACAGUUUGUCGGUGAUGAACGCCACUGACCCCAGGAACAACAUGGACAUGACUGUGGGUUCCCGGCAGCAGAGCACUCAGGGCUGGAUUAACACCUACCCCCUGUCCAGCGGGAUGUCCACCACCUCUAAGAAAUCAGGCAUGUCCAAAAAGAGCAACAGAGGCACCCAGCUACACAAGUACUACAUGAAACGCAGGACGUUACUGUUGGCCUUACUGGCCAGUGAGAUCGAGCGACUGACCACAUGGUACAACCCGCUAUCAACACAGGAGCUGGCCAUCGCCACCGAGCAGUCGGUAGAAACCAGCAUCUCCAACUGGAGAUCCAAAUACAUCAACCUGAGUGAGAAACAGUGGAAGGACAAUGUCAAUUUGGCCUGGAGUAUCGCUCCGUACCUAGCUAUGCAGCUUCCAGCUAGGUUCAAAAACGCAGAUGCCAUUGUAGCUGAAGUGACCCGUCUGGUUCGACUGGAUCCUGGUGCUGUUAGUGAUGUGCCGGAGGCAGUGAAGUUCCUGGUGACGUGGCACACCAUUGAUGCUGAUUCUCCAGAGCUGAGCCACAUCUUGUGCUGGGCUCCUGCGGAUCCUCCCACCGGCCUCUCGUACUUCUCCAGCAUGUACCCUCCCCAUCCACUCACCGCUCAGUAUGGAGUCAAAGUCCUUCGCUCCUUCCCUCCCGAUGCCAUUUUGUUUUACAUUCCUCAAAUCGUUCAAGCGCUGCGGUAUGACAAGAUGGGCUACGUGCGUGAGUACAUCCUGUGGGCCGCACAGAAGUCCCAGCUCCUCGCUCAUCAGUUCAUAUGGAACAUGAAGACCAACAUCUAUCUGGACGAGGAAGGCCAUCAGAAAGACCCGGACAUCGGUGAGCUUCUGGAGCAGAUGGUGGAAGAGAUCACACACUCUCUGUCGGGCCCCGCUAAAGACUUCUACCAGCGCGAGUUUGACUUCUUCAACAAGAUCACCAACGUCUCCGCCAUUAUCAAGCCUGUUCCAAAAGGAGAUGAGAGGAAGAGAGCGUGUCUGAAGGCGCUAUCAGAAAUCAAAGUUCAGCCAGGAUGCUAUUUGCCAAGCAAUCCAGAAGCUAUCGUCCUCGAUAUCGACUACAAGUCAGGAACACCUAUGCAGAGUGCUGCCAAAGCCCCUUAUCUGGCAAAAUUCAAAGUUAAGAGGUGUGGAGUUAGCGAGCUUGAAAAAGAGGGUCUGCGCUGCCCAUCAGACUCUCCAGAUGAAGGUGAUGAGAGUUCAGAGAUGGCACAAAAGGUCUGCUGGCAGGCGGCCAUCUUUAAAGUGGGCGAUGAUUGCAGACAGGACAUGCUCGCUCUUCAGAUCAUUGGUCUCUUCAAGAACAUUUUUCAGCUCGUGGGUUUGGACCUGUUUGUGUUCCCAUACAGAGUUGUGGCCACCGCUCCUGGAUGUGGCGUGAUCGAAUGUAUUCCCGACUGUAAGUCCCGUGACCAGCUCGGCCGGCAGACUGACUUUGGCAUGUACGACUACUUCAGAAACCAGUAUGGAGACGAGUCCACGCUGGCCUUCCAGAAGGCUCGAUAUAACUUCAUCCGCAGUAUGGCCGCGUACAGCCUGCUCCUCUUCCUGUUACAAAUCAAAGACAGACACAACGGCAACAUCAUGCUGGACAGCAAAGGCCAUCUUAUUCACAUCGACUUUGGCUUCAUGUUUGAGAGUUCUCCGGGUGGGAAUCUGGGCUGGGAGCCCGACAUCAAGCUGACCGACGAGAUGGUGAUGAUCAUGGGUGGCAAGAUGGAGGCCACGCCCUUUAAAUGGUUCAUGGAGAUGUGUGUGCGCGGAUACCUGGCCGUAAGGCCGUAUAUGGAUGCUGUCGUGUCAUUGGUGACGUUGAUGCUGGACACAGGGCUGCCGUGCUUCAGAGGACAGACUAUCAAACUCCUGAAGCAAAGGUUCAACCCCAAUAUGAGCGAGAAGGAAGCUGCGGCCUUCAUGAUUAAAGUCAUCGAGCGCUGCUUCCUCAGUAGCAGGAGCAAAACCUACGACAUGCUCCAAUACUACCAGAACCAGAUCCCAUACUGAGACCGGACCCGCACAUCCGCCUUCGAUCCGACUUCUCUUCACCGGCCUCAGAUUGAGAUCAGUAGUCACUAUCAGUCUAUUAAAAUCCUUUAUGACGAGCACUUUACAGAUUUGAAUAAUUCACCCACUCUGAUUGGCCCAGAUCGCAGCGUCCAGGUGUGUCCCUUCCUGUCCGGCUGCCUCAGGGCCUCUCUAGUGAACCGCUGUACUCCUAAAGCUGCAUGUAUGUCCUCUUAUCUCCCUUUAAGGCAUCUGCCAUGACGGUUUGUGCGCGAGUUCUGACAUUCCAUGCGUAGAAAUACAUCCUUUAACUCUACUUGAAUCUUUACUGGGUUCAGUUGCAUCACCCAGGAAGCCAUUUUCUAAGACUAUGGCACAGAUUGCACUGUAGAUUGUGUGCCGUCAGCAAAUGACCCGUGUUAUGCAAUACAUCAGUGUUUUUCCGUUGUGUUUUGUCUGUACGUCGUGUUCGGCACUGCACUGCAAAAAAUGAGUUUCUUCCUCAGUGUUUUGCAGUGCAAAUAUCGAAACAUUCUUCAAUCAAGAUACAUUUACUGGAGAAGCAAAAUGACUUAAGAUACAAGUCUUGUUUUAUGAAAAAAAGUCUCUGCCAGUGAGGUCAGAAAAAUAAACUUUUAAAUUAUUUUUUGCUGACCCCAUUGUAAGAUAUUUUUCUUGUUUUAAGAAAAAACUUAAUUUCAAUACAUUUUUCAUAAAACUAGACUUAAUAUCAAGUAAAUUGAUUUAAGAAUGUUUACAUAUUUGUAUUGGAAAAUAAGAAAAAAAUACUGAGGAAGAACAUCCUUUUUUGCAGUGAUGAAUGGGUGAAUCUCACGAAACCUUUCAGGAAGUGGUCUGAAAAUUAUAGAAAUUAGUUUUGCAAGAAAAUUGUCUAUUUUUGGGACUAUUAAGGUUUUUUUUUCAUUGUGACAUUGUGCAUAUACAUUUUUAACCACAAUUUCUUAUUAAUAUAAUGUAAAAUGCCGCCAAUUAAUAUUUAUAUGUCAUGAUGAAGGUAUUUGUUCUACUGCCUUUAAUUUGUGUGGAUUUAAAUAAAGAAAAAUUAGGUUUUUUUACUAUAAUACAAAAAAACUUUAUUUUACUGAGAAUCAGGGUUGUAUGGAAGCUUGUUUCCGCCACUGAAUAAAAAGUAGCAAUCACCUUUUUUUGCA
Molecule: messenger RNA, 7599 nt
Organism: Megalobrama amblycephala (Wuchang bream)
Lineage: Eukaryota; Metazoa; Chordata; Actinopteri; Cypriniformes; Xenocyprididae
Gene: pi4kaa
Product: phosphatidylinositol 4-kinase, catalytic, alpha a
Biological process (GO): phosphatidylinositol phosphate biosynthetic process; phosphatidylinositol-mediated signaling
Cellular component (GO): cytoplasm; plasma membrane
Molecular function (GO): 1-phosphatidylinositol 4-kinase activity
Source: RefSeq, a predicted model, not a curated record